Messenger RNA from Medicago truncatula (barrel medic), 1836 nucleotides. Its product is annotated as UPF0481 protein At3g47200. The record is from RefSeq and is a predicted model, not a curated record. The transcript is spliced from 2 exons. Lineage: Eukaryota; Viridiplantae; Streptophyta; Magnoliopsida; Fabales; Fabaceae. Bases 138 to 1562 code for a protein of 474 amino acids.
ACAACUUCCCCAUCAACUAAUACAAAAUGAGAGUUUUGAUUUCUCUUUUAUUCUAUUUUAUUACUGAAAAGAAACAUAUGCAUUGUUAGGUGUAUUUGAGAAGAAAAGAAUCCCACGAAAAUUUAUUGAACAGUUAAAUGGCGGAAGAAGAUAGCAAGAACAAGAACUGGAAGAAAUCUACUAAAGCUUUGUUACGUGCUGUACGUAAAGAAACAUGUCAACCGUAUAGCAUUUCUGUAGUUCCAGACGACCUCCGGAAAUGGAAUAAGAGUGCUUACAUACCAAAAGUUGUAUCCAUUGGCCCUCGGUACAGGGGAGAGAGGGAGCUAUUACAAAUGGAAGAGAUCAAAUGGCGCUGUGUCACGUCUCUUCUUAGUCGAACAUUUGGGCUGGAUGCUAUAGAAAUGUGUAUGGAAGCAGUCAUGGACUUAGAGUCAGCUGUUCGUUCAAGCUACGUGGAUGAAAUUACACUAGACUGGUACACUCUAGCCACAACUAUGGUAUUUGACGGGUGUUUUCUGUUAGAACUUCUUAUCUGUGAAUCAAAUUUGGAUUCAGAGAUCCCAAUACCAUUUAAUGGCACUAGUCCGGGAAUAGAAGUAAAAAAGAUGGAGUAUGUCAUAAGCGAUCUGUUGUUACUUGAAAAUCAGAUACCAAUUUUUAUUCUCGAAAAACUGUUUGAAAAGCUUCUUGGUUCCUCUCACCAAAUGCGAGAGCUCAUACAAAAUCUUGCUCUGCGUUUCUUUGGCUUCUCCGAGGAAUUGAUGUUUAAAUCAGCCUUUCACUUCCUAGAUAUUAAGUAUUCUUACAUGGAAAUGGGGUGGAUGGAUGAAGAGAUAGAGGAGACUGAAGUGAGGCCACGUCUACCGGAUAUGGAGGAGGAGGAGGAGGAGAAGGAGAAAAAGAGACAUCUGAAUCGCUGUGCUACGAGACUCAAAGCUGCUGGUAUUACCAUCCAAUGUUUGAAUAAUAAUGCUGAUAGAGAUAUUACUGAACGCAAAAACUUUAAAUUUACCACUGAGUUCGACAAAAGUAAAGGGAUACUACUAAUCCCAACGUUAUGUAUCACACAGACAACAGAAGCAUUAUGGCGAAGUUUCAUUGCUUGGGAGCAUCAUAAGAAGAAAUUGAAGACUGGUUCUUCUUCUCCUGCUGACAGGCGUAGUAGUGUCUGCACUUCAUCUGCCUUGCUUUUCAGGGAUUUGGUAUGCUGUUCCAGUGAUGUUCAACUGCUCAAAGACAGUAAGGUUAUAGUAGACAAUUCAAAAAAGAGCAAUCGUGAUCUGGUGGCUUUUUUCCAUUCAAUCGCAGGGGGAGUUGACCGUAGCAUUAUUGACCAAAAACAUAUCACCAUGUUUCAAGAGAUGAACAUAUUUUCCACAGCAAAUUAUGCCACCAAAAUCUUCAUAUUACUCUGCCAUUUUUUUAGCAAAAUUUUAGAUUGGUACUACAAAUUUCACGAAUUUUUAAAGCGUGGUUACAACUUUGCUGCUACCAUCGUAACUUUUCUCACUGUUGUCCAGACUUGUUAUGCAAUCAUCGCCUAUCACUUUCCGAGAUAAAAGAGUCAAACACCCGUGUUGUGAUGAAAUGAAGAGGCAACGAAAGAUCCAAAUUAGAACGGGAAGCUCUUCAACAUCAACUGAUGUUCACCGAAAGGAAAAAGACGUGUUUAGAAAAAAUUCAUUUGACAAUCAGUCAGAUGUAAAAAUGUACCUCUGUAAUACUAAGGACUACUUGAUUUCAGAAACCCACGACGUCUAACUGAAACGACAGUUGAUUAUCUGUUUCAAGUAUGCCACUUGUUUUUUAUGUCAGUUUCAUUUGUAAUUUCAA